Messenger RNA from Dentiscutata erythropus, 145 nucleotides. NCBI's taxonomy places the organism in Eukaryota, Fungi, Glomeromycota, Glomeromycetes, Diversisporales, Gigasporaceae. The record is from the annotation of a GenBank genome assembly.
GAUUGAAGAUUCAGAAAAGGUCAAUGAAAGAUCGGGUGAAAGAUUGAUAAAAGGUAUUAUAUCAAAUAUCAUUAUCAUUAAAGCUCUUUGUCUGUUUAUGUUAAAACGGUCUGAUUUUCUAACUGGACUUUUAGUGCCGGCAAGA